AAAUUAGUCGCCAUCUUUACUUCUAUCUUUCAAUCCAAUCGCCUCUACGAAUAUUGCGGGCGUUUCGUCGCCGUAUUUUCAAUGUUUUACUUAUGUAAACCACUAUUUCGCUCCACAAACGAAGCGUAAACCCGUUCGUGAAUCUCGGUUAAAAGUUAAGUGCGAAAAUGAGUUUUUUCGGGUUCGGACAAACGGCUGAUAUCGAAAUAGUGUUCGAUGAUGCUGACAAACGGAAGGUGGCUGAAGUGAAAACUGAGGAUGGCAAGAAGGAGAAGCUAUUACUAUACUACGACGGGGAGACGGUGUCGGGGCGCGUGAACGUGACGCUCAGGAAGCCGGGCUCCAAGCUCGAGCACCACGGCAUCAAGGUCGAACUGAUAGGUCAGAUCGAGUUGUUCUACGACAGAGGGAACCACCACGAGUUCAUAUCGCUAGUGAAGGAGCUCGCGCGGCCGGGGGACCUACUCCAGCACACGUCGUAUCCCUUCGAGUUCGCGAAUGUGGAAAAGCCUUAUGAGGUUUACAGCGGCUCUAAUGUCAGACUACGCUACUUGCUUCGAGCGACUAUCGUCAGGCGGCUCACGGAUGUCAUAAAGGAGGUGGAUAUUGCCGUGCAUACGCUUUGUAGCUACCCUGACGUGCUCAACUCCAUCAAAAUGGAGGUUGGCAUAGAAGACUGUCUCCACAUAGAAUUCGAAUACAACAAGUCCAAGUAUCAUUUGAAAGACGUGAUUGUUGGCAAAAUAUACUUUCUACUUGUACGCAUUAAGAUUAAACACAUGGAAAUAUCCAUUAUUAAGAGAGAGACGACAGGGUCCGGGCCAAACACUUUCACGGAGAACGAAACUGUUGCGAAGUAUGAGAUUAUGGACGGAGCUCCAGUUAGAGGAGAAAGCAUUCCAAUUAGGGUCUUCUUAGCCGGUUACGACCUCACGCCGACCAUGAGAGAUAUAAACAACAAAUUCUCUGUACGGUAUUUCCUAAACCUUGUUCUGAUGGACACGGAAGACAGGAGGUACUUCAAACAGCAGGAAGUGACUCUAUGGAGGAAAAGUGACAAAUCUAGACUCCCAUUGCAUAAUCCACAUUUGCCGCAAACCCUCCAGCACCCAACCAAUCCAUCAAUACAGGCACGACAGCAGUCUGCCAUCAGCGAAGAAAAUCAGAACAGGGCUGUAUCUCCAGCGAGCACACAAAACUCAUUACCCCCCAGAUCUGUCUCCCCACCGUUUCCUGAAAACAGUGAAACUCACAACGGUCCUUCAGAAAUGCAGCAGGAAUCUCCUGUAGAAGUGACGGACAAGUUAGCGAAUACACACAUUGAGGUUCACAAGGAAGAUAAACCUGUAGAGAAACCGCAGGCGGUAGAAAAACCUCAGCUGGCAGAAAAACCAGCUGUAGCAGAGAAACCACAGAUAGCCGAGAAGCCUGUGCUGACCCGACCAGACAGUACGGAAGGAAGUCAAGGUGAUCAAUAGCCAAUGUGUAAAUGUAACAUCAACGUGCAAGCACAGUACGAUGUGUCUUGCACGUUCUCAUACCUGAAAACAAUUGUUUGAAUCUGGAAGCAAAUUCCAAAAUAAUCAUAUUGAAUAUAAAAUAUUGGAGUCACCACUAGAAUCAUGAAGACUUUAUGAAGUCCCAUCUGUCCUAGAUAUCAAAUAAAUAAUUGUAAAACAAAAUAAUGUUAAUGUUGAUUCUGUGGUAAGGCUUAUUUACAUAGAUUUUUCAUUAAAUGUAGGUGUAUAUAUCAUAGAGCACUAAAUUAACUGAAGAUAUAUAAGCUCUUUAUAUUGUUUUUUAAAUAAUCAAAUAUUUUAGACUAGCAUUGCCUGUUUUAACAAAUAUUUUUUUGUAUAUUAGUUGAGACUUGUUUUAAAUAUUCAGGCCUUUAGGAUUAGAAAAUUAUGCUUUUAUAUGCCAUUAUCCAUCUAAAUAAAGUAUUCUCUCUCUAUUUUAAUAGGGAACCUUUAUUUCAGGAGAUAAAAUAUUUGUAAUUGUACCUAUAUUCAGAGUUAUUUUAUAGCAUUCUUAUCAUACGUGGCAUGGACAUUUUAUCUAUGAGGACUUCUUUCUUCUUUGUCCUGAAAAUAAAAUAUUAUAGCAAUAAAGGUUGAACUAUUAAAAUAAGAGCCAUUUUAACUGUAUUAUUAAUUAUGUAUUUCAGUUUAUGUUGCAUUAAUUAUUGUUAUACUAAACUUCUGCUAUCUCUCCUAGUGUAGCUUAUCAAAAAAUACAUUGAAGCAAUACAGUCAUUAAUAAAAAAGAAUACUGUUAUCAGAACACAGUAUUUAUAAACUCUCUGUAUGUGUGUAAAAUACCUAUUUUAUAUAGAUAAUAAUGGUUAGUACAUGACUAUAAUAUAAAUGAGUUUGAUGAUUCUUUCAACAAACAUUAAAUUUGUUUUCAUUUUAUUUCUAGAAUAAUUCGUUAUUCUUUUUGUAUGUUAUUGUUUGAGGAACUGUUCUUAUCUUUACCUAUGUAUAAGCCCGUUUAUAAAGUACUGCUGAGGGUGAUAAAUUGAUAUAGGACCUUCUCAGGUGACUUGCGAUGUUGCCAUAUAGUGCAGUCUAAUUGUCCACUCACGUAAUAUUCACUACAUACUUUAACUUAGGUCAUUGCUAUGGCGCGGUUUCUCAUUUGAGUAAAGCUACCUAA
Molecule: messenger RNA, 2658 nt
Organism: Plutella xylostella (diamondback moth)
Lineage: Eukaryota; Metazoa; Arthropoda; Insecta; Lepidoptera; Plutellidae
Gene: Vps26
Product: vacuolar protein sorting 26
Biological process (GO): intracellular protein transport
Source: RefSeq, a predicted model, not a curated record